AUGCGUGAUAUUUCGGCUUACUUUAUUGAACAAGGAAAAGGAUAUUUGAUAUGUAAUGAUCCAAAUAAUGCAUUGAAAUACUUUAAACAUGCUUGGAAUCUUGAAACACGAGCAAAUGAAAAAGAUAAAGUGCCACCAAACACAAAAAGCAAAGAAAAACAUGUUGUUCAAAAAGAUUGUCGCACUCGUCUAAAUUUAUUAGAAGGCGAAAAUGGACUUAUUCGUCAAGCUGAAAAGGCUUUAGACAAAUAA
This is a messenger RNA of Rotaria sp. Silwood2, 252 nucleotides long. Lineage: Eukaryota; Metazoa; Rotifera; Eurotatoria; Philodinida; Philodinidae. The record is from the annotation of a GenBank genome assembly.